UCAACGCAGGAAAGAUUCAAGAAAUAAACAAAGAGAACCAUUUCAAUAUGGGCAUUAGGAGUUUCUUCUCUCUCUUUCUCCUAUCUGUGACAAUCCCAUACGCCAUGGCUUCUGAUCCAAGCCCUCUUCAAGAUUUCUGCGUCGCCGUUAACGACCCCGCAAACGCUGUGUUUGUGAAUGGCAAGAUCUGUAAGGACCCGAAGCUCGUCACGCCAGAAGACUUCUUCAAAGCAGGCUUCAACAAUGCGGGAAACACGAACAACCGAGUUGGAUCCAAUGUAACGGCUUUCAACGUUGGCAACCUUGCAGGGUUGAACACGCUCGGGAUAUCGCUCGUCCGUAUAGACUAUGCACCGUUCGGACAAAACCCUCCUCACACUCACCCACGUGCGACUGAAGUGCUUGUUGUCCAAGAGGGAACUUUGUACGUAGGGUUUGUCUCGUCGAAUGGAGAUGGCAACCGUCUCUUCACCAAAACACUCAACACUGGCGAUGUUUUUGUCUUCCCCGAAGGACUCAUCCAUUUCCAAUUCAACCCCACCCAUUCUAAGGCCGUUGCUUUCGCCGCUCUGAGCAGUCAGAAUCCUGGUGUCAUCACGAUCGCUAACUCAGUUUUCGGGUCUAAACCCGCGAUUGACCCGAUCGUCCUCUCAAAGGCGUUCCAGUUGGAUGUUAACGUGGUAAAGAAUCUUCAGACCAAAUUCUGAUCCCGUGGCAAGAGACAUUAUCUUCUGAGUUUUUAUUAAUAAUGUUCCUAUGAAUAAUGAUGAUGAAUGUGUGUCGAGAGACAUUGUAUUUCAGAAUUUUCAUUAAUAAUUUCCCUAUAUAUAUGAAUAACGAUGAUGUAUGCGUGUCUGUUUAAGAAAAAUUUACUGUUCGAACUGUUGUCUCUCCUCAAUGUUUUUCAAUGUUGCAAUGCCUUUGAAAGUUUCUGUU
Molecule: messenger RNA, 936 nt
Organism: Tarenaya hassleriana
Lineage: Eukaryota; Viridiplantae; Streptophyta; Magnoliopsida; Brassicales; Cleomaceae
Product: germin-like protein subfamily 1 member 8
Exons: 2
Coding region: 48-707 (219 amino acids)
Cellular component (GO): cell wall
Molecular function (GO): manganese ion binding
Source: RefSeq, a predicted model, not a curated record